This is a messenger RNA of Phytophthora infestans T30-4, 264 nucleotides long. RefSeq lists its product as uncharacterized. The transcript has a single exon. Lineage: Eukaryota; Oomycota; Peronosporomycetes; Peronosporales; Peronosporaceae. The coding region runs from base 1 to 264 and encodes 87 amino acids. The record is from RefSeq and is a predicted model, not a curated record.
AUGAACGCGUUCCCGAUGGAGACAGGCUGGCAGAAGAUGCAGCGCCGCUGCCGAGAGGAGCCGCUGGUGCCACUAGGCUGUCUGGCCACGGCAGGAGUGCUGAUUGGCGGCUUGGCCUCGUUCCGCCGCGCCGCCGACGCCGCCACACAACAGAAAUUCAUGCGUCUACGUGUAAUUGCCCAAGGCGCCACCGUCGUGGCCCUGUCGCUCGGCGGAUUCAUUGCCAUCAAACCAGACGAGGACAACCAUGACACCAAGCACUAA